GGCUUGAGAUAAGCCUGCCGUCCAGAUAGGCGUGUCGUGAGUUGGCCGACGACGGAGGUGACAAAUGGAUCCGUUGCAAUGAUAAUGUGUAGGAAUAUAUAAGUCGCCUUGACAAAGCUGAGUUGGAGUACCUAGGAAUCGUAGUCAUAGCUGCUACUUGAUUGCCAAGAUGAAGGCCUUUGUGCAACUCGUUCCAUUGGUUACGUCUUUGGCUGUUGCAUCGCCCGUCGAUCUCACUCGAUCACAGGUACACAGGCUAUUCGUACGCCAGGACAUCCAGACACCAAUCAAUGCCUCUCUUCCAAAUGUCACAAUCUUCGCAACCGGAGGUACAAUUGCCUCGCAAGGCAGUACAAACACACAAACAACCGGCUAUUCAAUUGGCCUCGGAGUCCAACAACUAGUCGAUGCGGUACCGGAACUGCUCAACAUCUCAAACAUUGCCGGAUACCAGGCCUCCAACGUAGCCUCUGGAAACAUCAACGAAACUAUUAGCUUGUACCUCGCACACAUGGUCAACGAAGAACUCGCAAAAGACCACAUUUCCGGCGUGGUUGUCACCCACGGCACCGACACGCUUGAGGAAACCGCCUUCUUUCUCGAAAGCACCGUCAACUCCACCAAGCCCGUCAUCGUCGUCGGCGCCAUGAGACCCGCCACCGCCCUCAGCGCCGACGGCCCACUGAACCUCUACCAAGCCGUCAAGCUCGCCGGCUCGCCCGCCGGACGCAACCGCGGCACCAUGAUUGUUCUCAACGACCGCAUCGGGUCCGCCUUCUACACCACCAAAAUGAACGCAAACUCCCUCGACACCUUUUACUCAACCGAAGCAGGCCAACUCGGCGUCUUCAUCAACCAAGUGCCCUAUUUCUUCUUCCACCCCUCCGAGCCCGUUGGCCGCGUCGUCUUUGACGUCUCCAACGUUACCGAUCUGGCCCCCGUACCGAUCUUGUACGCCCACCAGGACAUGCUGCCCGCGCUUUUUACCGCCUGCUACGAUGCCGGCGCAAAGGGUAUCGUGUAUGCUGGUGUCGGUGCCGGAGGUAUGUCGAGCGCUGCAAAUGCAAAUGCAGAGGCGCUGUACAAUGCUACUAGUAUUCCCAUUGUUGCUAGUCAUAGGAGUCCAGAUGGCAUGGUUCCGCCGCCGAAUGGGGAUGACGAUUUUACUAUCCCCAGUGGAUUUUAUAACCCUCAAAAGUCGAGGGUUUUGCUGCAGUUGGCUCUGACGUUGGGGUGGGGCGAGGAGCAGAUUAGAGAGUUGUUUGCAAAGGCAUAUCCCAUGCCUUGAUAGCAAUUCAGGGAAUUUUUUUUAAUACAUAAUUAGAUUUGCAGUAUACGAUGUUUAGUAAUGCCUUGUUGAGCAUGAUAGUAUUGCUUACAAAUGCUUCUAGUCAAUUCGUUGAUGUCGAGUCUAUCAUUCUUCAAUGAACAAAUUCAACCGUC
Molecule: messenger RNA, 1443 nt
Organism: Bipolaris sorokiniana ND90Pr
Lineage: Eukaryota; Fungi; Ascomycota; Dothideomycetes; Pleosporales; Pleosporaceae
Exons: 1
Coding region: 170-1288 (372 amino acids)
Molecular function (GO): asparaginase activity
Source: RefSeq, a predicted model, not a curated record